Messenger RNA from Anopheles arabiensis, 3379 nucleotides. RefSeq lists its product as uncharacterized. The coding region runs from base 860 to 2227 and encodes 455 amino acids. NCBI's taxonomy places the organism in Eukaryota, Metazoa, Arthropoda, Insecta, Diptera, Culicidae. The transcript has 3 exons. The record is from RefSeq and is a predicted model, not a curated record.
GCAGACCACGGACCAAGGGUAGCACAGUUUUGACGUCUUCGCACACAACACAUUCGCUCCUACCUACACUGCGAAAGUUUACGUGAAUUCCGCAACGCAAAGAGUGUACAAAUUUGCUGUGUCCCGUGGUUUUGGCUCGUGCAAACCGGGGGUGAAAUUCGAACGUAUUACCAUCCUCCUGCUGCAUCUUUCCGGUUCCGGUGAGGGAGGGUGGAAUGUAAAGUGCACGCGACAGCAGCAGCAAUACGCCGAAACCGUAUAGCCUGUGUGCGCUCCCCGUACACACAACAGCAGCACACAACACGACGGACUCCGGCCAGCCGGAACCGAUUCUCCUCGUGUGUGCGUGUGUGCCAGGGUUAGCUGCGCUGCUCAUCGAUUUUUUUGACCGUGUGUCCGUCGUGGUGUGUCGCUGUCCGUGUUCCCGGGACCGUAGUUUCGUGGCGCUUGCAACCAAUUCAGGGACCCACCGAAAAGGCAGCUGUGCUAGUGGUGCAAUUGACGUCAAAGUUAUGAAACAUUCUUUUACAGCGUGGCCCUAAUUUAAUAAUAAUCAAAAAAUAGUAAAACAUCGGUUAGUUUAAAACAUGCAAACUAAGCGAGAGAAAAAGCAAAAGAUAUUUUUAUAAACAUUUAUAGUGAAAGUGCUUAUAUAAAUCGUGGUGGAUCAUUUUUUGCCUUCAUUGUGUACACCGAAAAUGAAAAUUCUACAACACAUUGCAACGACAACUUAAGAAGCAAACAACUGUAAACAUUUCAACAUACAAUAAAAAAGUUUCAGUUCACAUUCACUCCACUCUUCGGAUAGCUAUUCUUGGGUGUUUUUGGAUCGCAUUUCACCUAUAAACCCAUCGUAAGGAUGUCGAAAAAGGACACGGCUACGUUCUUUUCACAAGGUACAUCGGCACAGUUUGACUACGUCCUUGCCCUGUACCCACAGGUGCUGAAGCUGAAAGCGGAAAACAAAUGCAAAAAACCAGACGAGUUGAUCCGCCUGGACGACUGGUAUCAAAACAAACUUCCCCAGCUAAUCAAGAAGCGGGGCAAAGAUCAGUACAUGGUACAUGAGGAGCUGGUCAAAACCAUGAAAUGGAAGCAAACGCGCGGCAAGUUCUACCCGCAGCUAUCCUAUCUGAUCAAAGUAAACACACCCCGGGCGGUGCAAACGGAAACGAGGAAAGCUUUCCGCAAGCUGCCCAACCUGGAACAGGCCAUUACAGCUCUAUCGAAUCUGAAGGGCGUCGGCACAACGAUGGCGUCUGCCCUGCUAGCUGCAGCCGCUCCUGAAAAUGCCCCCUUCAUGGCGGACGAAUGUCUAAUGGCAAUACCUGAAAUCGAGGGCAUCGACUACACAACGCGGGAGUAUAUGAACUUCGUGCAACACAUCCAGACCACGACGGAUCGGCUGAAUCGCGAAUGUCAUCCAGACGACAGCUCGUCCGAACAGCCGUCUAGCAGCAGCAGCAGCAGAACACUUCCUUCCAAGGGCACGUCAGGCAACGGCACGUCCAGUAAAGAUGGCGACACGGACGACGAUAGUUCGACCUCUUCCAAUGAUGAUUCGUUGAGCGCGACGCCUCCAAAAAAGAACAAACUCGAAACACCGAAACCAGCACUCAUGCCUCACGAGAAAAAAUGGACACCUCAUAAGGUGGAGCUAGCGCUCUGGACACAUUACGUUGCCAGUGAGUUGCAGCCGGAUCUGCUAGAGCACAUACCGGAAGAGUCCAGCAAAUCUGCCACCGACGAAGCACUAAAAGAUCUUAACGAAACCGUGCAACCUGCAGAACCGGACGCAUCCAAGACAAGCAACGGAAAUUCCACGAACAAAGUCGUUGGGCAGCAGCAAAGCAGCAAUCACGUGCUUGAGGAUCCUUCCGAUGAGAGUAACUGCGACACGGAGCACGGUAAAAGUGGACUCGGUUCGGACGAAUCCUCCAAGGAUCAUAAAUUUGGGCAGGAUAGCCUGGAUGACUGCACCAAGUCGGAGGACAGUAUGGAACGGCCUACCACCACUAUAAGUAACACCGGCAGUAGUUUAACCUCUCUUUCUGCCAAUGUGCGAAGGAAGACUUCGAAAAAAAGUGCAAGGUAUGGAGCAAUAGCGGCAGUCAGCGACGACUCGUUGAGCAGUUCUAAACAAUCGAUUGACGACGAAGGAAACAGUUCCGGUGAAGAGAAUGAUCAGACGAUUCCGCCUCCCGGCAAAAAGACUAAAGUUGGUUAAUGGUAGUGAGCGGUACGCUAGUGCUAAGUAGAGUAUACUAUUCGCAAUGAUACGCUCGAUACCUGUAGAUUGUGUAGAUGAUUUUUCAGUCAAUUGAAAAGUAGUAAUGUUUCUGUUUUUGGUUCCGUCAUGUUGCAACAUCAUUUCUGACUAGUUGUUUCAGUGAGAGAUAACGCUCGGCUGAAUUAUUUAUAAUAACAUAUUAAACUUCGAAUGUUUUCUCUAGUGCUACAUAAUCUACCAAUAUUUUAGGCUCCUACUGCCAUAAACAUUCCACCUAAAUUUGGAUGUUACUCAGCGUAAUGAUUAAAUUUUGUUUUGGCUUCGAUACCUCCGCCGUUGUUAAUUACUAUCAAGCAACAAACAAACAUAACAAAUCUAAAUAUUACUUUAUUUAUUCAAACGAUCAUUAUAAUUAUUAAAGUUGAUUUGAUAUAUCUAUGUACGAUUUAUCCUUGUAAAUCCGUUAGUCGUAUGACAUCAUUUAUAUGAAUAACUUUGAAAUGCUUCGUUUAUUUAUUAAACAACCAAAUAAACCUAUCAUUGUCGAAGAUACUGUAUAGAAUGUGCUCUGUCCACAUAAGUAUAAUUUCUAAUCAUAGCAUCAAACAUUUAUGAUGUACUGGUUGGGUACGAACAUCGCAACCUUUCUUUUCAAAAUUUGACUACACUGAUGAAAACGAUGCAAAACCAACAAAAUUUUGUGUAGCUCAGUUAUUCAGUUACUAUUGGUGACAUAAAUAAACUGUGUAGAUAUAGACACAAGAAAGCUUAGAAACUAGCAAUCAAAAUAACGUUAGCUACCACAAACAUAAAAACAUGUACAUCUGACGAUAAAUUCACUGAAAAUGGUGAAAACGCCUGAAAGACAAGCUUCUAUAGACCGGAUGAAAUCACAAACAGCCUUUAAAAUAAGAAUAAUGAUGUUCAAAUCGUCAUUCAAACUGCAAGCAAGUUGAUAAUAGAACACACAUACAAAAAUUGAUUUAAACUGAAAAAACUAAGUUAAAAAACUUUAACAAGUAAAAAAUCACAUAUAUUUGAUUAGAUUAAAAAAAAAUCAAAAACGUAAAUUGUAUAAACUAAUCUGAUAUCAUUCAGAGGAAGUAAAGGGAAAUAAAUUAAUUUGGAAUGCAAUAAAUUUGGUUCGAG